AUGAAAGGAGUUUAUGGUGACGAUGUACUAUCAUACGACAUAGUCAGUCACUGGCAUCUCCAUUUGAAAUGUGGUCGGACACCGAUGGAUACUGCUCCUAUUCCUGAACGACAUUCCGCCAUUGAUGAAGACAGCAUCCAUAAAGUGGAAGCGGUCAUUUUGGAGGAUCACCGCAUAACUAUCCGGCAACUAGCCCAAGAAGUGAAGGUAAGUGUAGGGUCCGUGAAAAACAUCAUUCACAACCAUUUGCAAAUGCGAAAAGUGUCUGCAAAAUGGAUUCCCCGGAUGCUCACACCUUUCCAGAAGCAGGAACGAGCCAAUUGCUCCAGGCUCUUUUGGCAACGGGCCAGACGAAAAAUGGGUUCAUCACUAUGA
This is a messenger RNA of Octopus bimaculoides (California two-spot octopus), 375 nucleotides long. Its product is annotated as protein GVQW3-like. Lineage: Eukaryota; Metazoa; Mollusca; Cephalopoda; Octopoda; Octopodidae. The record is from RefSeq and is a predicted model, not a curated record.